Molecule: messenger RNA, 2085 nt
Organism: Leptopilina heterotoma
Lineage: Eukaryota; Metazoa; Arthropoda; Insecta; Hymenoptera; Figitidae
Exons: 4
Coding region: 770-1927 (385 amino acids)
Source: RefSeq, a predicted model, not a curated record
AGUAACUUUUUUUUAGUUACUGUUUUAAUUUCAGGCUAGAUUGACAGAUAGUUCAUUUACAUUUUUUGUAAAACAUUUUAGUGUGUAGAAUGUAUUUAGUACUAAUCAGAAUACUCUAAUAAUUAUAUAAUAUUUGUUGGAUUGAAAUCUUAAUAAAUACUUGGUGAAAUUUCAAUACACUUUACUUUUAAAGCUUUAAUUUUACAUACGCCCCUGAUUGUUUAGGUCAGGUUUAUGAGUAAUGUGUUUUUAUUUUGUGGGAGUAGAUAAUGCUGCACGCCGAAUGAUUUUGGUCUGUAAAUUCUGAACAUAUAAUUGAGCACAUCCUUAAAAUAACAAUUAUUAUAAAAAUUGAAUUUUGUUGUUUUAUUUCACUUCUGUUAUGAAAGGAGACGAAAAACCAAAUGGUAUCUAUUUAUUCGAUGUGAAUUACUAUAGUGUAGACAUAACUUCUAUAAGUAUUUAACUCUCGGCAGCGUUGUUUCAGUGAACUGUGAUGUGCUUCUAUAGAGUUACGAUUAAAUUAUUCUUUUUAAAAUUAUAAAUCGUAACACUUUCAAAAUAAAACGAAUAGUAAUCGUUGAUCUUUCAAGAAUGACAAAUUUGGACUUUUCAAGAAAAAAGUUUGCAUCCCAAUUCUUUUGAAGCAAAUAAGCCGUGUCUAUUUAAACUUGGUACAACACAACAAUCUACAUCAUUUUUCCAAAGAAAGCGUACAGUAAAUACAAGUAUCCUUAAAAAUACCAAAGCGAUUGAAACAACAAGUAUCAUGAAUAUUAAGGGUGGAACAAAAUUACAUAGAUUUCAACCCGUCGUAGACUUUGAAUAUGUUGCGCAAAAUAACAAAUUCCAUUCUACUAGGAAAGUCAACAAAUUUCAUUGCAUAACUUUAAUGAAGCUAUACAUUAAUAAAUCAUUCGAGGAACUGAGAUUUGAGGAUUACAGCAUGGACGGAAACUCAAAAAAGAACGGGUAUCGGUUUUCCUCGCCACUAAAUUCUCUUGAAACAUAUAAACCAAGUGGAUUCAAAUUUAAUUCAUCACAACUACCCAUAUCAUUUGGUCAAACAAACACUACAGCAAGUACGAGUUUCCUUGAUAAUUCGAAAGCGUUUCAAUCAGCAAGUACCAUGAAUGUUAAGCCUGGAACUAGUUUAGAACUACAACCAAGAAAAAAAGAUGAAAAAACAGGAAGUUUUGAUUUCCGGUCCCAGAAAAUUAAAUUUCAAAACACAAAUUCAUCAGGAAACAGUCUGACCUCGUCUUUACAACAAACUGAUCCAGUGCAGCAAAUAUUGACAGAAUUAUCAGUGAAAUUAAAUAAUUUUGAGGGAAUUUUAACUAGUGCUUUGGGACGAAUUGACACAAUGGAAAAUGAUGUAAAACAAAUCAAAACUUACGUUUCAUUAGUAAACAAACGACUAUCUUAUCAAGAUGAUAAAAAACUCUUGAGCAAAAUUGAUGAAAUUGAAGAUCGCAUGAGACGAGAAUCAAAUGUAAUUUUAUUCGGCUUGCCUGAAGCAGAUAGUGUUUUAACAUUUAAGGAGAAAUAUAAUUGUGAUCGCGAUAAAAUAAUCGCUAUAUUAAAUACUUUACUGCCUGAUAAUGUACCUAAAAUAGAAACUGUUCAACGUUUUGGAAAACAAUCCGAGAUGGCUCCACAAUGUCGACCAUUGCGUGUAACGUUUGUUGACAAGCAAUCUGUCAAAGAUGUCACUGCUGCCUUCAAAAAACUAAAGAUGCAGCAGGAACAACUUCCAGAGAAUAUACCAGAUUCUCUAUCUAUAAGUUGGGAUAAAACUCGGAUACAAUUGAAAGAGUACAAAAAGGUGCGAAUGGAAUUGGACAGGCGUUUGGCAAAUGGAGAAGAGGGAAUCUGCAUCAAUUACAAAAAUGGCAAUCCUGUCAUUGUUCCUCAACGUCUCUAAAAAGAAUAGAUUUUUUAAAAUAAAUAUUUUAUUUUUCUACUCACUUAUUGUACGUUAUAUAUUCGAGUCUGUCUAUUUUUAAGGUUUGGUGAAACUUUAUUUUAAUACUUAGUAAAAUAUAAAAUACUUAAUAAAAUAAAUAAUCUAAAUCUGCAGAA